Pan troglodytes (chimpanzee) is the source of this 2209-nucleotide messenger RNA. It is a transcript of the gene NHERF2, whose product is annotated as NHERF family PDZ scaffold protein 2. Gene Ontology annotation, molecular function: signaling receptor binding; protein-membrane adaptor activity. The transcript is spliced from 7 exons. The record is from RefSeq and is a predicted model, not a curated record. Gene Ontology annotation, cellular component: apical plasma membrane. NCBI's taxonomy places the organism in Eukaryota, Metazoa, Chordata, Mammalia, Primates, Hominidae. Gene Ontology annotation, biological process: protein localization to plasma membrane. The coding region runs from base 99 to 983 and encodes 294 amino acids.
GAGCCGCCGCCGAAGCCACCGCCGGGUGCCUAGCGCCGCCGCCGCCCCCGAGCUCCCCCGCGCCCCUGCCCGCGGGCGGCCGGUGGGCAGCGGGCGCCAUGGCCGCGCCGGAGCCGCUGCGGCCGCGCCUGUGCCGCUUGGUGCGCGGAGAGCAGGGCUACGGCUUCCACCUGCACGGCGAGAAGGGCCGCCGCGGGCAGUUCAUCCGGCGCGUGGAACCCGGUUCCCCCGCCGAGGCCGCCGCGCUGCGCGCUGGGGACCGCCUGGUCGAGGUCAACGGCGUCAACGUGGAGGGCGAGACGCACCACCAGGUGGUGCAAAGGAUCAAGGCUGUGGAGGGGCAGACUCGGCUGCUGGUGGUGGACCAGGAGACAGAUGAGGAGCUCCGCCGGCGGCAGCUGACCUGUACCGAGGAGAUGGCCCAGCAAGGGCUCCCACCCGCCCACGACCCCUGGGAGCCGAAGCCAGACUGGGCACACACCGGCAGCCGCAGCUCCGAAGCUGGCAAGAAGGAUGUCAGUGGGCCCCUGAGGGAGCUGCGCCCUCGGCUCUGCCACCUGCGAAAGGGACCUCAGGGCUAUGGGUUCAACCUGCAUAGUGACAAGUCCCGGCCCGGCCAGUACAUCCGCUCCGUGGACCCGGGCUCACCUGCCGCCCGCUCUGGCCUCCGCGCCCAGGACCGGCUCAUUGAGGUGAACGGGCAGAACGUGGAGGGACUGCGCCAUGCUGAGGUGGUGGCCAGCAUCAAGGCACGGGAGGACGAGGCCCGGCUGCUGGUUGUGGACCCCGAGACAGAUGAACACUUCAAGCGGCUUCGGGUCACACCCACCGAGGAGCACGUGGAAGGUCCUCUGCCGUCACCCUUCACCAAUGGAACCAGCCCUGCCCAGCUCAAUGGUGGCUCUGCGUGCUCGUCCCGAAGUGACCUGCCUGGUUCCGACAAGGACACUGAGGAGGGGCCACCGUCUGGGGUGUGGGACUAGGGCUCACUCCAGACACCCCACCCACCGUGCUCACCCCAGGAUGGCAGUGCCUGGAAGCGAGAUCCCUUCCAGGAGAGCGGCCUCCACCUGAGCCCCACGGCGGCCGAGGCCAAGGAGAAGGCUCGAGCCACGCGAGUCAACAAGCGCGCGCCACAGAUGGACUGGAACAGGAAGCGUGAAAUCUUCAGCAACUUCUGAGCCCCUUCCUGCCUGUCUCGGGGCCCUGGGACUCCUCCCGCACGGACCUUGGGCCUCAGCCUGCCCCGAGCUCCCCCAGCCUCAGUGGACUGGAGGGUGGUCCUGCCAUUGCCCAGAAAUCAGCCCCAGCCCCGGUGAGCCCCCAUCCUGCCCCUGCCCACCAGGUACUGGGGGCCUGUGGCAGCAAGAUAGGGGGAGAGAGACCCAGAGAUGUGAGAGAGAGACAGAGACAGAGAGAGAGAGAGAGACACAGAGAGAGAGACAGAGAGAGCGAGCGCGCGGCAGCCGCGGGGUGAGGGCCUUUGCUGCUCUGCCGGGGCCUGCUGACUGAAAGGAAUUUGUGUUUUUGCUUUUUUUCCAAAAAGAUCUCCAGCUCCACACAUGUUUCCACUUAAUACCAGAGGCCCCCCCCCUUCCCCUCCCCCUUCCCCUCCCCUUGGGACAGCUCUAAAUAAUUGCAAUAAAACAAACCUUUCUCUGCAAACCAUUUCCUCCCCGCCCCCUCCCCUCAGCAGCGGCCGUCCUGAGUGGGAGUCCCUGGGACUUCCCAGUGGCCAAGCUGGGGCGCCCAGCCUGUUCGUGGGGACCUCGGGUAAGGCCAGGGAGGCCUGAUGUGGCCGUAGGAGCUGCCCCUCCCCACCUGCCCUGGUGUGGGGGUCCCUAGGCCACGCCCUGCUCCCCACCCAGCUACCCUGUGCGCCUGUGCCCUGCUGGGGGCCUGGGCUCUCCGAGGGGCCUGAGGAUGGAGGCCCCACGUCCCCGAGGAGGGCAGCCUCUGGACAGGCCCCUCAUUCCGCGCGGCAGCUCCCAGGCCUGGGGAACGUAGGUGUGUGAGAGCGGCACCCGGGAAGGAUGCCUGGCCUCUGGCUCAGCCCUGCUUGGCGGGCUCCCCCGUGGACACCCUGUUGACUUUGCACUUCCCUCCCGGGCCCCGCACCCCUGAACCGACCACCGAUCGACCAGCACCGCUGUUGCCUCGUAAGCCAUAGCGCAUGCGCGCUCUCAGAAUAAACAGGCCCUGCCUGGGA